Macrosteles quadrilineatus (aster leafhopper) is the source of this 9494-nucleotide messenger RNA. It is a transcript of the gene Epac, whose product is annotated as rap guanine nucleotide exchange factor 4. The coding region runs from base 385 to 3174 and encodes 929 amino acids. Gene Ontology annotation, biological process: Ras protein signal transduction; positive regulation of GTPase activity. The transcript is spliced from 19 exons. Gene Ontology annotation, cellular component: plasma membrane. Gene Ontology annotation, molecular function: guanyl-nucleotide exchange factor activity. The record is from RefSeq and is a predicted model, not a curated record. NCBI's taxonomy places the organism in Eukaryota, Metazoa, Arthropoda, Insecta, Hemiptera, Cicadellidae.
UUUACCAGGCCACGAUACUUGUAGGAUGUGACAAAUGUUCGUCCGGUGGAGUUAAUUAAUGAGUUGACUGCGAUCGUGAGACGAGAACAAUUAAUUUUCUAACGGCUUGGCUCUCGUUUCCUGCGGGAAAUUCAGACUGUCGUGGCUUAGCGUCUUACGAUUGAAAUUGAAUUAGUUACAAAAAUAUUAUGCAAAGUUAAGAUGAUAAAAUACCAGCUAUCUAAUAUCUUUUGAAAUAUUUAUCGUAUUUUGAUUUUCGUGGUUGUAUAUUGGGAUGCAGUUUGAGAGUUAAGUCAUCGCAAAGUUCAGUGUAUCAAACAAACGUUUAGAGGAGUGUUCGUCUAGAAGAACUAGUGUAAUUUCACUGCCUUGGACGAUGCUACUAUGUUUUGGAGACGCGGAGUUUACCAUGUGUCACCCAAAGAUAAGGUGCCGGUGACGCUAUGUACCCUGGGUGUAGGAGCGACGUUUGGAGAGUCCAUCCUCCAGGACCUUCCCCGCGAGACGACGGUCAUCACGCGGUCCACCUGUGAACUUCUCCGCGUAGAGCAACAUGACUUCCGCCUCAUCUGGGAGAAAAACAAAGAUCUUAUGGGUGACCUCGUUGCCGGAUGCAAAGUAAAAAAUGGUUUUGGCCCUGGGGUGACCAAAUGUCAGUCGCCUUCUUCACCUCCGGUCUCCCAAUCACGACGGACUCUCAGUCCUGACAACUCCAAUCCGGCCGAGCCUAUCACAGAUACCCCGAGCGUGGCGAUGGCUCGUGCGGGCUGGGUCUUGCGUACCUUGCUGCUCAACGACGCCAGCUGUGUGCUGCGUGAUCGUAAGAGCGCCGGGGGUCGCCUGGUGGUGCGCCGUUGUGCCAGUGGCUCAGAACUAGUGGACUGGCUCAUGGGGUUGGAUCCACGAGUGCCGUCGCGCCAUGUCGCCACUGGCAUGUGGCAAGCUCUUCUUGAAGAGGGCGUCAUUUUCCAUGCCACUGCCGAGCAUGGGUUCAAAGACAAGUGCCUCCUAUAUCAGUUCUGGCAGGACCGCGAGGGCUCCACGAGUAUUCCCUCGGCGCAGGAUAUCGCAGAGGCGGAGGAGCAUUUGGACGAGGCAAUACAAGAACUGACAAGAAGAGCUCCAGACGCCACCCUGCGAAUGAUACUGCGGAAAUCGUGCCAUGAUAGAACGGCUGAGGAGUUGGAAACUAUUUAUGAGGAGUUGUUGCAACUGAAACCUCUGACUCACCUCAGUAACUCCAUGAAGAGGGAGCUAGCUGCUGUCAUAGUCUUCGAGGCUCAUUCUAAGGCCGGAACUGUCUUGUUUCAGCAAGGAGAUGAGGGCAAGUCAUGGUACAUCAUACUCAGGGGUUCUGUGGAUGUGGUGAUUCAUGGAAAGGGCACUGUCACAACACUGCACGAAGGGGAGGACUUUGGCAAGUUGGCACUCAUCAACAAUGUUCCAAGGGCAGCAAGUAUAGUUCUCCAUGAGGACAACUGUCACUUCCUCCGUGUCGACAAGGAGAGCUUCAACCGGAUCAUGAGGGACGUGGAAGCCAACACAGUCAGACUUAAGGAGCAUGGAAAAGAUGUCCUGAUACUUGAGCGCAUACAAAGUUCUCAUUCAACGUUCAAGUAUAUGGUGAUGGCUGGAACUCCUGGUAAAAUGUUGGAUUACCUACUAGAGACUAGAGUCAGCAGUGCGACAGCGUCACAAGACCCAGCUCUGGACGACUUUCUACUGACUCACAUUGUGUUCAUGCCUACCAGACAACUGGUAGUGGAACUGGCUAGACACUAUCACAUGGAGUCCCCUGGACAGGACAGGGAGUUCCCCUUGGUGUGCAAGAAGAGGGUCGUACAGUUUGUCUACAGAUGGGUCCUCACUAUCAGACACACUGUGUUUGAAGACCCUGCCUCUCUCAGCUUUAUUGAGGAUCUGGCAGGAGAAGUUGAUUCCGACUGUUUGGAGUGGGCAGAGCUUCAAGAAGAAGCGAGUUUGAUUCACCAUGUAAUGUCACAGCUACACAGGUAUCAGGAGGAGAGGGUAGCCUCUGCGGGUCAGAAAUGGAAGCUUCCUCCGUGUGGUCAACCCAUCAGUUUGUUCUCUGGUCCGACUGAUGGCAAGACAAGAACACUGAUUAGACCAACUGAUGAUGUGAUAUUCCGUGUGUACUGCGCCGACCACACCUUCUGCACUCUCCGUUUCCCCAUCAACACUUCAGCGGAUGUUAUCAAGACUUCAGCAGCAGAUAAGCUGGGACUGCGACACCCCCGGGAGGAUCUUGUGCUGGUGGAACUCAAGAGUUCUGGAGAAAAGGUCACAUUCAGAGACCAGGAGAUAUCCAUCCCAACAGCGCUCAGUCUCAACGGACGGCUAUUUGUUAGCCCUAAGGACCAUCUGGAUGCACUGACCCUAAUACCAGAGCAAGAGAACCCUACAGAAGGCAUGGAUUUUGACAUGGAGAUGUUCAGCACUAAGGAACUGGCCUAUCACAUGGCUCUCUUUGACUGGGACUUAUUCUGGAGUGUACAUGAGUAUGAGCUGCUCUACCAGACGUUUGGUCGGUUGAGAUUCAGCCAAAUCACAGCCAACCUGGACGUGUUCCUGAGACGCUUCAAUGAGAUUCAAUACUGGGUGGUGACAGAGCUUCUUCUAACCCAGAGCCUCAGCAAACGAGUCAGCAUCCUGAGGAAAAUGAUUAAACUGGCUUGCUAUUGCAAGGACUACCAAAACCUAAAUGCUCUGUUUGCCGUCGUGAUGGGACUCAGCAAUGUGGCUGUGUCCCGUCUCUCUCUCACUUGGGAAAAGCUGUCAUCCAAGUCUCGUAAAACAUUCACAGAACUGGAGUCCCUCAUUGAUCCGUCACGCAACCAUCGGAAUUACCGAACUUAUGUUGGCAAACUGCAGAGCCCUGUGAUACCAUUCAUGCCGUUGCUAAUCAAAGAUAUGACCUUUGUCCACGAAGGUAACAAGACGAGUGUGGAUGGCCUGGUCAACUUUGAGAAGAUGCACAUGUUGGCUCAGACUAUGAGAACAUUACGCUACUGCAGAUCUAGACAUCUGGUGCUGGAUCCUCCAACUCCAAAGAAUGAAUCAGAAGUGAGAUCUUACAUCAGCUGUUUGCGAACUAUCGACAACCAAAGGGUUUUGACAUCCCUCUCUCAGAAAUUGGAGCCAAGAAGAUCAUAGAAGCAGCCCAACUUACAACCAAUAUCAAACAAGAAAUCAAUCAACAUAAUUCAUUUUUUAUCUGGGAAUUGAACAGGAAAUGUUGCAACACAACUGAAUUUAACUGUGAAAUAUACUUGAAUCAUGUUUGGGCAAAUGUAUAAUUUCUUAGGACUAAGCUGAUAAGACAAUGAAGAGUUAAGUUCAAAUAACAAAGUUAAUUUUUUUAAAUUCAUUGUUGUAGCCCCGGAACUGUAAUAUAUAAAAUAUCUGGUUUUACAAUACCACUGAUAAAGGUAUUGUAAAACCAGAUAUUUAAUUUUUUAAUCCUAUCGGAAAAUGAGAAUUGAUAAAUCUUAAAUCUUUGGGCCCUUAACCUCUUUAAUUGUUUGAGACGAUCUCUUUACAAUCUAUUAUCAAAAUCUAUAUGGUAACUGAUACGGUAAUACUAAAAGGAUCUAUAGAACAAAACAUCGAAAAUAUAUGUAACCCCUAUCAGUAAACAAGCUAUAUAUAUUUGUCUUUUCAGCAAUUUAUAGCAAUAGCAUGUAUAUUAUUUAAGGACUUCAUUAUGGAGUAAAGCGUUAAUGAUUUUUCAUAAUUUUUUCCAAUUGGCUUUCAUCCAUUUCUUAAUGAAUUCAACCUGCGUUUUCAUUGAUUGUCGUUGAAUUUUGCAUGUUUUCUGUGAAUUUCCUUAAACUAUUUAGUUGUACUUAUAACUUAUAUGGAAUGAAAAAUAUCUUUAUUUAAGAGGCAAAGUUAGGACUGGAAAGUCCUCUCUACCACUCAACCUCUAAAUUAUAUUUAUGUGAAUUUACUCAUAAUUAUGACUUACUCAUCUUCUCAAGGCAAUACUAAAUAUAUUUUGGACAUAUGCAACUGCUCUGUCAUUAUUAUUUCUAUAGGCAUUAAUCAUAAGAUACUUUUUUACUGGGCGCACACUCUUUGUUCAAAAGAUGAAUAUUCACAGAGAAGAAAGGAACAGAGGGAACUCGCUUAUGGGAAAACCGUGUGUUUACAGCUGUAGUAUGUUAUGCCAAAAAUAUACUUGGCACGACCAAGGAUGAGCCCAGUGAGCACUGUGCGGAAAGUCUUAUUGCACAGAGGGCUCUGGGUCUUCCGACACCUUAAGUGUUGUAGUAUACACGAGGGCAAAGGGGACAGUGUUGGACUUUGCCCUCUGCUAAGCGUCACUUAAGCGGACGCUCUACCUCAGAUCAGGCUUCAGUAGCUAUGUUGCGCCAUUGAACAGCGCCCCCGAGUUGGGCUUGCAGACGUUCACAGCAACUGUCUUUGUAAACUACCCAUACAUGCUAGUAAAAAACACUGAGUGGGGUUUUACAGAACAAAGAAUAAUCGAUGCGACCCUGGUUUUAGAAUUUUAAAGUAACAAUUCUAUAAUGAGUUAAAGCAUUUUAAAAUUUCCGAUUUUUUCUACAUUCAAAGAAGAUUUUCAGGCUUUAUGGUACGAUAUUAAACAUAUUGAAACCACUACAAUCUAGAUAAUUUAAUUCUCUUCAAAAUGCCACCCUAACUUUGAUUUUACGUUAAGUGUAGACUUCCAAAACACUGUUGCCCCAGACCCUUGCGUUUACAAAACGGCAGGGGUAGAGCGCACCCUUAAGUCUGAGUGUAGCCUCUGUACCUUCCUCAUCUGUAGAAUAUCGUGAUAAUUUUUCCACAAGUGAAGUCACACAGGAAAUAAAGAAAUGCUUAAUGACAAAAUAUGUGAUAUUUUUAUCAAAAAAGUUUUAAAUUUCUUAUGCUAAGGUAAAUUUAUGUUAAGGAUUACAAAGACAUUUUUAGAUUCACUUUUAUAUGCUUGGUUAUGUUUGAGAUAGGUUGGUUUUAGAAUGCAGAUAUUUAUUUCAUGUAGAAUAAGAAAUUGUAAUUUUUCAUCAAUAUGUUUUAACAAUUUAAUGCUCACAACGAGCACAUUGUAAACGAACACCAUACCAGCAGUUAGGGAGUUAAUGUAAACAAGUUUAUAUUCUAGAUCAAUUUUAAUUUUUAACUUGCAGUAAAUUUUACAGGGUUAUGGAAUUUGAAAUUUCAAUAAACACUCGUCUAGACCCAUAAACAGUUCAGCAAAAUAUUUAAGUCACCUCGGAUACCUGUUAAAUCUCCAAGCUAACAGUCUAUCUGUGGAUUUGUGAAUAUUUGGGUCACUGUUAAUAAUUUUGCGUUGCACUGGAGAAUCCAACAUACAGAUUGCACUCCAUACUGAGAUUUACUUGUUGUUUAAAGUAAGCCAGAAAUUUAAAUAUGAGUGCGGUACACUAAAACCGAAUUGUAUUUAAAUUAUUUUUACAAAUUUUACUCCUUUGGGAGACAAUUUUACAAACUAACAAUGGAACAGGAGAGAUUGUAGAAUCAAACACACUAAAAUCAAAGGAGUGAUGAAUAAUUUCAUUUUCGUAUUAAUAUUGUCUAACUACUUACGGAAUAAAUACUGUUUAAUUUAGCAUUUAAAAUUCAGAAAGUUUGUCUACAUUGUUUCUUAGGUCUACUCACAUAUCCUGUGUAUAUUUGUGUAGAUUUAGACCUUUGUGCCAAAUGAGUAGACCUAUGAACCACUUUAUAGAAAUGUUUAUAGAUUUUAAUAUUUAUACACAGCAGAUGUAAUGGAAUUGAUUUUGAUCUUGAUGAUUUAACCUAUUGUAUAAUAUUGUCACAUAUAUUUUAGUUUACCUUACACAAAGAUUAUUAUUGUAUACAUUAUGUAUAUUAAUUAAUAAGAAUAUAUUUAUAUAGUUUUCUACAAAUUAUUUACGUUAUUUUAUGGUUAAUUUAGUGUAAAUUUCAACCAAUUAUUUUCAGUUACCUACAUGAUUUUAAUUUAUUAUCUACCAACAAGGUAACAGUAAUCAAAUAAAGAAGAAAGUUACAUAUUGGACCAAAAGGUAAAUUUUGAAUACUCGUAUUUAUUAUUUUUACAUGUUUUAUAUAAGGUUGUCUAGUGACGGAACACCAAAGUUGUAAUUUUAAUGUCCCUUUUCGGGCACUUUUGUGAAUGCAAUAACAUUUUGUAUUUUUGUCAUUGUCACGUUUGUGUCAAUGUUUUGUAGUGUGUGGGGUCUUUUCUUAUUAUAUUCUAAACUAAAGAUGUUCUAGUCAGAAGUAGAUAGGAUUUCUGUGUUAUAUCAAUAUUGUUCUAUUUUCAACACAAAUUUUAUUUUUAUCACAAUAUUUUAAUGUACGGUGACCACUUUUAUUAUGUUUUUAUAAAAAAAAAAUUAAAAAAACUUUUGGUUCUACAUUAGUAUGAUUACCUCUGAGGUUUUUAGUCUUGUUACACAAUAAAAUACUGUAAUGCAUUUAAACUUUUUUUACAGAUAUUUAAACUAAAGUACUUGAAUUGAUUAUCAAAGUUUAUUUAAUUUCUUUAAAUUUGCACCAGUCCUGUAACGGUAAAAACACUACACCCAGUUAACCCUUCAAGGCUCAUGAUCUUGCUUCACUUAUGCUCUUAACACUUGUACACUUUCUACUUCAUUUUUUAUUUAUAUUCCAACAUUUCCAGAAAAUAAAAGUGGUCUACCCAUUUUCACCUUUUCUCUAAAUGCCUCCUUUUAUUAAGAGCCUAGCCUGUUAACUAUAUUGUAAUAUAUAUUUUUCUAUCACCACAUUACACUGAAUAUAUAUUUAAUAUCCUUGUGCCAAGCCAUUGAUAAUCUAAUUGCUUCAAUUGAAGCAUUCACUAUUGCACGCUUUGGUGUUACUUGUAGGUUAGGAACAUUUAUUAUAUUUGUGAUGUUGCUAGCAAUGUUUUAACCAGGUAAUAAAUAUACCUACUAAAUAAGUUUUAAUUUCUAUAUGUAAAAGAUCAACGAUUGUGUUAACGUUAACUAUAUAAAAAAUUAUUCCCAUGAAAACUCCUAGUAUUUUUUACAAGAGAACUUAAUGUAUAUUUUGUUACAGUUACAGUACUUUAUGAUAGUAAUAUUAUUCACUGUUUUAUUUUGUAAAUAAAAAAAUGAAAUAAAUAAAUAAUUUAAUUAGUAGUUUAUAAUAUAUGUCAAAAGGACGGAAAAAUAUAAAAUGUGUGCUGUUGAUUAUCAUAAAAUGUUUAGAAUGAAUGCCAAUAUCAUUAUUUUUAGUUGUGAUUUUUUUUCUUGGGUCCUACAAUCCACACAAUAGUGUUUUUAGGGGUUUAUUUUACAGAUAUUUUGUUUACUUGAUAAUUAUUGUUGAAUCUUGAGAGUAAUUAUUGUAACUACCAAGUAUUCAUUAUUUGUGUAUUUCUCUAGAUUAGCAAUAAUGUAAUAAAGUGUAAUUCUGUAACCAUACUUUAUUUUGUUGGAAAUUACUCAAAUAAAAAAUUUAAUAUUUACAAAAGAAACAUAAUUGAUUUUAAGGGUGCAAUAACAAUAAGUUUAACAACAAUUCAGUAAAUAAAGCAAUAUUGCGUUUAGCAACAAUUUUUAGUCAUCUUAUUACCUUUGCUUACUAAUAUUUCAUAUCCUUCUGAAGGGUGUAUCAUUCAAACUGGUCUCUACACACAGUAUAGUUAUGGUUAGUUUUGGGUCACUUUAAAUGGUAAAUGUAAAAAAAAAAAAAAUAAAUAUAUAUAAUUAAAAGUUGUUUACUUCUUUAUUUUUUAUUUUUAAGAUUAUAUAUUUAUCAAUAUUUGCAAUAUUUACGGCACAAAAUAAGGAUUCUCGGAAAGCUUGUAUUUAUGAAAAAUAGACAGCUACAUAUAACAAGGUUUUUUAUUGGUUUGAGAAAUAGAAUAAUCUGGAAGGGUAAUAAUAAAAUAUUAUGUAACUAAUAAUAAGAAAUACUAUGACUAAACUGUGCAUAUUUUGUAGAGACUAAGUGGUAUAAAAAAUAGCUGAAGAAUGUAAAAAAGGAAGUGGUAAAUCUUCGUCAAAAUAACUUUUAAUUAUUAUUUAGAAAAUUUAGCAAUAGCAAUUAAAAAUAUCCUUGCUUGAAUCACCAUAGAUUUAAAUAAUUAAGGUCAUAAGUAAUUUGUUUGAAUGAAUAGCAAUUACAAUGUCUUAAGUUUUUAGAACAGAAUUGCACUGUUAUGUUUUUUUAAGGUGUUUUAGCCUACAUAAAUCUGAUCUAGAACAAUGGUAAGCCAAUAAUGAUUGUUAUUGUAAUAUUCUCAGUAAUAAUUACAUUCAAACAAUAUGUAUAUGUUUAAAUUUUUUUUUAUUUUUUUUUAGUUUUUACUUAAAAAAAAUUGUUGUUUGUUGUUGUUAAACAAUUGUUUGGCAAUAUAAAACACAAAUGCAUAGUACGAUAGUUUCUAAUCUGGGCGCUAAUAAGUUUAAUGCAUUUUGGAACUACAACUGAACUAUAAGCAUAGCUUGUAUUAAGUGCACUAUGAGAUAUUAAUAAUAUUUAAAAGUUCGAGUUUAUUGAAAAUAAUAAAAUAUAUACAUGUUUGAGAUUGAGUCAACACCAAUCUAUUUGUUCAAAUUUUGUUGUGGUUUUUUAUAGAAAAAGAUUCUUCAAUUAAAAAAAAGAUUCUUUAGAUUAAUUUUGUUGUUUAUUAGUUAUUAUAUUUUUUUUCAAUUUUUAAUACAAAUUUAUAUUUCAUAAAAGAAAAAAGGAAUAAGUGGUGCCUAUGUAAGUGUUAAGUAUAAUGCUAUUUAUUAGUUUUGAGUUCUCAGUUUAAAGUCUAUGAGACUAACCAAUCUGUAGUGGGGGUUUUAUUCAAUUUUUUCCAUACAUUUAUUAAGAGUUAUGAGAAAUUUCUUGACUAAGACUUGUGAUACAAUGUGUAUUGAUUUUUUCACCACCAGCUAUUUACACUAAAAAUAUAUAUAGUUUAACUAAUUCAAUUUAUUCUUCAACUUCUUUCGGGCUAUCCGUUAUGCGUUGCAACAAAGGUUUUGGUUGUGUUUAUAAAUUUUAAAUUGCUUUAGGUGAACAAAUUCAAUGCUUCUAUAGUGACAGAACUGGUUGAUAAUCUAGACAAAAUUGUACCACAAGCUCGAUUUGUGCAAUUAAAAAUGUUAACAAAAUUUAAUUUCACCAAUACAAAAAUAUAUCACAGGCCUUGAAAAGGUCAUCAGCCAUUCAUUAGGAUAAUACAAAUUACAUAUUUACAAUUAUUGUUAUAUAGGAUUGAAUAGGUACUGGACAUUGGACAAGCAGUUAAUUUAAGGAAAAUUUAAUUGUGUUUUGAAAGAGUUAAGAUUGUUAUAAAAUCUAUGUUGUUAACAGUACUGCAUUUAAACAAUUAAUUGUCUACAUACCUUGCGUUGAUUGAGUUAUUUUAUUCUAUUGUCUGUCACUCUGCUAUUUUCACUGAAGAGUAUGAUUGGACGGAAACUUUUCCAUUGUUCGGAGACUGUUGUGUCUUAAUGUGUGUCCACUAUGGUUUUAUA